Messenger RNA from Stegastes partitus (bicolor damselfish), 2698 nucleotides. It is a transcript of the gene tnpo3, whose product is annotated as transportin 3. NCBI's taxonomy places the organism in Eukaryota, Metazoa, Chordata, Actinopteri, Pomacentridae. The record is from RefSeq and is a predicted model, not a curated record. Gene Ontology annotation, molecular function: small GTPase binding. The transcript has 18 exons. Gene Ontology annotation, cellular component: cytoplasm. The coding region runs from base 425 to 2698 and encodes 757 amino acids. Gene Ontology annotation, biological process: protein import into nucleus.
AAUAAACAUACGGGCUGUUUUUGUUUUAUAAAUGAAGCUGUGAAUCUACAAACACAUUUAUAUUCAGUGUGAAGUCUUUUUGAAUCGAGUGUUGUGUCUGUAAAUAAAUACAGUUAAAUUAAAUUAAAUACGUUUUAAUUCUAUGUCUAUAAACACAGUUAUAUUCAGUGUGUUAUUUUCUGAAUGGACCUCUGAGUCUAUAAAUACUAAAAGCGGUGUUUUUUUGAAUGGACCUCUGUGGGAACUCUUCCGUCAUGACGGAGCGGAACCAAAGUUCCCGUCCGUAGUUCCUAUGGGGACAGGGUCGCGGUGGCACACGGGAAGCUUGAGAUGGCGGUCGACACUCGGACCGUGUAGGAUUGUUUCUGAUCCGCCGUGUUGGUGAACUUUCUGCCUUACCUGCUCCCUGCGUCCGCCCCGAGUUAUGGAAGGGGGGAAACCGAGCCUGGCGCUGGUCUACCAGGCGGUCCAGGCCCUCUACCACGACCCGGACCCGGCCGGGAAGGAGCGAGCCUCGGUGUGGCUCGGGGAGCUCCAGAGAUCGAUGUACGCGUGGGAGAUCUCCGACCAGCUGCUGCAGCUCAAGCAGGACGUGGAGUCGUGCUACUUCGCUGCUCAGACCAUGAAGAUGAAGAUCCAGACGUCCUUCUACGAGCUUCCUCCAGAGACCCACAAUGCACUGCGAGACUCUCUGCUCACCCACAUCCAGAACCUCAAAGACCUGUCGCCCAUCAUCGUCACACAGCUGGCUCUGGCCAUCGCUGAUCUCGCCCUGCAGAUGGCCUCCUGGAAGGGAUGCGUUCACACGCUCAUAGAAAAGUACAACAACGACAUCAGCUCCAUGCCCUUCCUCAUAGAGAUCCUCACCGUGCUGCCGGAGGAGGUCCACAGCCGGUCUCUACGGAUCGGAGCCAACCGCCGGACGGAGAUCAUCGAGGAUCUGGCGUUUUACUCCAGCACGGUGGUCACGCUGCUGACGACGUGUGUGGAGAAGACGGGUAACGAUGAGAAGAUGCUCAUCAAGGUGUUUCGGUGUUUGGGCAGCUGGUUCAACCUGGGAGUCCUGGACAGCAACUUCAUGGCCAGUAACCAGCUGCUCAUGGUCCUCUUCCAAGUCCUGCAGAGGGACGAGACCUCGACCAACCUGCACGAGGCGGCGUCGGACUGCGUGUGCUCGGCGCUCUACGCCAUAGAGAACGUGGACACCAACAUGGCGUUGGCGCUGCAGCUGUUCCAGGGCGUGCUGACGCUGGAGACGGCCUACCACAUGGCCGUGGCCCGAGAAGACCUGGACAAAGUGCUGAACUACUGCCGGAUCUUCACCGAGCUCUGCGAGACCUUCCUGGAGACGACGGUCAGGACUCCGGGCCAGGGGAUGGGAGACCUGAGGACACUGGAGCUGCUGCUGAUCUGUGCAGGACACCCGCAGUACGAGGUCGUGGAGAUUUCCUUCAACUUCUGGUAUCGUCUCGGAGAGCAUCUGUACAAAAUCAACAACGCGGCGCUCCACAACAUCUUCAGACCGUACAUCCAGAGACUGCUGCACUGUUUGGCCCGACACUGUCAGCUCGACCCGGACCACGAGGGAAUCCCAGAGGACACCGACGACUUCGGGGAGUUCAGGAUGAGGGUCUCGGACCUCGUUAAGGACGUCAUAUUUCUUGUUGGGUCCAUGGAGUGUUUCUCUCAGUUGUAUUCUACGUUAAAAGAAGGAAACCCGCCGUGGGAAGUGACGGAGGCCGUCCUCUUCAUCAUGGCCGCCAUCGCCAAAAGUGUCGACCCAGAGAACAACCCGACGCUGUCAGAGGUGCUGCAGCAGGUGGUUCUGCUGCCGGAAACCGUCCACAUGGCGGUCCGGUACACGAGCAUCGAGCUGGUCGGAGAGAUGAGCGAAGUCGUGGACAGAAACCCAAGAUUCCUGGACCCGGUGCUCAACUACCUGAUGAAAGGCCUGCGAGAGAAACCUCUGGCGUCGGCGGCAGCGAAGGCAAUCCACAACAUCUGCUCGGUGUGCAGGGAUCACAUGGCUCAGCACUUCCAGGGUCUGCUGGACAUCGCUCGCUCACUCGACUCCUUCGCCUUGUCGACAGAGGCUGCCGUGGGACUGCUGAAAGGUACAGCUCUGGUCCUGGCCCGGCUUCCUCUGGAGAAGAUCGCGGAGUGUCUCAGUGAUCUGUGUGCUGUUCAGGUCAUGGCUCUGAAAAAGCUUCUGGCUGAAGACUCUACAAACGGUAAAUCAGCUGAUCCCACCGUGUGGCUGGACAGGCUGGCCGUUAUCUUCAGACACACAAACCCCAUCGUGGAGAACGGACAGACUCACCCCUGUCAGAAGGUCAUCCAGGAGAUCUGGCCGGUGCUGUCAGAGACUCUGAACACUCACCAGGCCGACAACAGGAUCGUGGAGCGAUGCUGCCGCUGUCUCAGGUUCGCUGUGCGAUGUGUCGGGAAAGGCUCCGCCUCCUUGCUGCAGCCGCUUGUCACUCAGAUGGUGAGUGUGUACCAGGUGUACCCACACUCCUGCUUCCUGUACCUGGGCAGCAUCCUGGUGGACGAGUACGGCAUGGAGGAGGGCUGCAGGCAGGGACUGCUGGACAUGUUACAGGAGGAACUCCACAGAACAAACCACAUCCUGGAUCCUGACGAACGCGUCCAGUUCAUCCUGAAGGUGGCGCUGCAGGAGGUCAGCAGCAGCAUUUAA